Cetraspora pellucida is the source of this 2886-nucleotide messenger RNA. The record is from the annotation of a GenBank genome assembly. NCBI's taxonomy places the organism in Eukaryota, Fungi, Glomeromycota, Glomeromycetes, Diversisporales, Gigasporaceae.
AUGUUUGUAAAUCUACGUACUGUUACACCUGAUCUUGCGCAAAUAGGUGUACGCCCCCCUUAUACUGGGGUAGUUGUGUCCGUUGACUUACCGGUGUCUGUUUUACGGGCUGAACGCAUUGCUGAUAUCAUGACGCAUACUCUUAAAGAUAGGCCAGACGUGACUUUUGAAAAUAAACAAGGAGAACAAGGAUUUUGUUCAUUUAUAAGAGGUCUUCCACAGAAACCUCAAAAUACCAUUCGAUUAUUUGAAAGGAGUGCUGGGGAAUAUUACAGUGUCCAUGGAGACGAUGCAUUAUAUAUUGCACAAAACGUUUAUAAAACGACCUCCGUUAUUAAAUACUUGGGUGGAAAUUUUAAGACUGGAGUCCCUAGUUGUGCAUUAUCUCGUCAGAAUUUUGAAACAUUCUUGCGCGAUGCUUUAAUGAAUAAACAAAUGAAAGUAGAAAUAUGGGCUCAAGAACAAAAAAAAGCAAAUUCUUGGAAAAUAAUUCAACAAGCAUCGCCCGGAAACAUACAGGAUCUCGAAGAUUUUCUAUUUUCAAAUGUUGAGAUCACUACAUCGCCUAUGGUACUCAGCGUUAAAUUGCAGAAUUCAGGUGAACAGAAAAUUGUUGGAGUAGCUUUUGCAGAUACUACCAUUCGAGAAUUGGGUGUAUCAGAAUUUAUCGACAACGAGCUAUUCUCAAAUUUUGAGUCCUUAUUGAUACAACUCGGUGUGAAGGAAUGUAUAAUUCAAUCGGAUGAAGUUCACAAAGAUUAUGAUCUUGCAAAAUUACGAGAAGUGAUCGAUAAAUGCGAUAUCGUUAUUACUGAACUCAAGAAAAGUUAUUUCAAUACCAAGGAUAUUGAACAAGAUCUAAAUCGCUUACUGGGAGAUGACAUAUCUGUGGUUUCUUUGCCUGAAUUUGAAAUGAAAAAUGCGAUGGCUGCUUGCGCAAGUAUAAUUAAAUAUUUGUCGCUUUUGACAGAUACGAGCAAUUUCGGAUAUUAUAUUUUACGACAUCAUGAUUUAUCGCAAUUUAUGAAAUUGGAUGCAUCUGCGUUGAGAGCGUUAAAUUUGAUGCCGAGUCAACAUGAUGGUCCCAACAAGAAUACAAGUUUAUAUGGUCUUUUAAAUAAAUGCAAGACUUCUCAAGGAUCAAGAAUGUUGAGCCAAUGGCUCAAACAGCCACUGAUGAACAUAAAAGAAAUUGCAAAGACAAACCUUCGUGGAAAUAUUUGUGAGCGAUACGGAACUCCGACAAUCUUUAAGAGUAUAUUCGAAAGAUAUUUUGAAGAACACCUUAAUAACUUGCCUGAUCUUCAUCGUAUAGCUAAACGUUUUCAAAGGGGAAAAGCUACAUUACAGGAUGUUAUACGUGUAUAUCAGGCGAUUAACAAAUUACCUGGGCUUAUAAGCGCUUUUGAAUCAUUUAAUUCAAUGGACGACAGAUUAAGAGAUCUUAUCGAAGAAAUAUUUCUUAUUAAGCUAAGGGAACACAAUGACCAACUUGAAAAGUUUAAAGAGUUAGUUGAAACAACAGUUGACUUUGAAGCUGCGGAGCAUCAUCAUUAUGUGCUCAAGGCUGAUUUUAAUGAUGACCUAAAAGUAAUUAAAGAAAGACUUGAUGAAACGAUGAGUGCAAUGAAUCAAGAACAUCAAUUGGUUGGAAGAAAACUCAAUGUUGAUACAGAAAAGAAACUUCAUCUUGAAAAGCAAGGAACAUACGGAUAUUGUUUGCGAAUGUCCAGACUUGAAGCCAAUUGUCUUCGUGGACAAUCGGAAUACAUUGAACUUGCAACGCAACGGACUGGUGUAUUUUUUACGACACGAAGGUUGAAAGAAUUAAGUUCUAAUUUUUUGAGCGAGACGGAGCACUAUGAAGACGUACAAAGCUCUCUUGUGAGAGAGGUUAUCAAUAUUUCUGCCUCUUAUUGCUCGGCAAUGGAAACAUUGAAUGUAUUAUUGGCGCAUAUUGAUGUCUUGGUUACUUUUGCAGAUGUUUCCAUACGUGCACCUACACCUUACAUUCGCCCAAAAAUGAACGAUAAAGGUGAAGGUCAUGUUGUUUUAAAAAAUGCUCGCCAUCCUUGCCUAGAAAUUCAAGAUGGUGUUUCGUUUAUUCCAAAUGAUGUCGAAUUAAUUCGAGAUCAAAGCGAAUUGCACAUUAUCACGGGUCCAAACAUGGGUGGCAAAUCGACAUACAUUCGACAAAUUGGUGUUAUUGCUUUGAUGGCGCAAGUUGGAUGCUUUGUUCCAUGCACGGAAGCUAGUUUAUGCAUAUUUGACUGUAUACUUUCCAGAGUGGGUGCUGGAGACAGCCAGCUCAGAGGUGUAUCUACAUUUAUGUUGGAAAUGUUAGAAACUGCUACAAUUCUGAAGACUGCGACAAAAAAUUCUUUGAUUAUUAUUGAUGAGCUCGGACGGGGGACAAGCACUUAUGAUGGAUUUGGACUCGCUUGGGCCAUAUCAGAGUACAUCUCGACACAGAUACGCUGUUUUUGCUUGUUCGCAACACAUUUUCACGAAUUAACUGCACUGAGUGAGGAAGUUCCACACGUGCGUAACCUCCAUGUUACGGCGCACAUCGACCAGAAGGCUUGCGGAACACGUGACAUUACAUUGUUAUACAAAGUUACUGAAGGUGUCUGUGACGAGAGCUUUGGCAUUCACGUUGCUGAAUUGGCCAAUUUCCCAAAAAUUGCAGUCAAACUUGCAAGAAGAAAGGCAAAUGAAUUAGAAGUCUUUAUGCAACAUGAACAAGAUAAUAACGCAAAAGACAAAUAUUCAAAACAGGAAAUUGAGGAAGGAGGCGCUAUCAUCAAAGAAUUUCUUAGAGAUAUUUCCCAAACUUCCAACAUUGAAUCUAUGGAUUACAAUUCAAUAUUAGGUCUUAUUCAGGAA